This is a messenger RNA of Schistocerca nitens (vagrant locust), 3573 nucleotides long. RefSeq names its product membralin. Gene Ontology annotation, biological process: positive regulation of ERAD pathway; response to endoplasmic reticulum stress. The transcript has 14 exons. Bases 185 to 2530 code for a protein of 781 amino acids. NCBI's taxonomy places the organism in Eukaryota, Metazoa, Arthropoda, Insecta, Orthoptera, Acrididae. Gene Ontology annotation, cellular component: endoplasmic reticulum. The record is from RefSeq and is a predicted model, not a curated record.
UAACAAUAGCGCUAUACCGAAUAACGCGCAGGUUUGCCAAUGUUGUAAUAGUGUUGUGUGUGAACCAUGUAACCAGCAUCAUAUCUGUCCAAAAACAUUGUAGGAAACGUCAUGUAAUUUGAAAUUGACCCGGUAACCAAGAGCAAAGUCUGCGGAGGAUUUCAGAGUGCAUUCUAAAGCAGCUAUGCAAAAUAAUGGAUUUGUUUAUCAGUGGACAGCAGACACCGUACGGAGUGUAGUGGAAUUAUUUGCAAAUUUCAUACCAAUUGAAGCAAUGCCACGAGAGGAGCUGGUGGGAGCAGAAGGAGUGCGGCCAGAUCCAGGACCAGCUCCAGAUGCGAAUAUAAAUCCUGAAAAUGGGAACAACAACAACAGAGCUCGAAACAACAACAAUCAGAAUCCCUUAAUCAAUGUGAGAGACAGACUGUUCCAUGCACUUUUCUUUAAAGCUGCUUUGGCAUAUGCACGGACAUUUCCAAGACCUGUUAGGAGGGUGUUGGAAUUUGUUGUACUACUCAAGGCCAUUACAGCAUUUUUUGUUUUGGCGUACAUCCAUGUUGUUUUUUCUCGGACACCAACAAACUGUUUAGAAAAAAUAAAAGAUGACUGGCCUCGAGAAGGAAUCUUAAGAGUAGAAAUAUUAAGAAAUGGAGGAGAGGAUUACAACAUAGAAAAAUCUUAUGCUAAAGAAGAAAAACUCAGGCAGGAAAACUCAGCAGCUGAUCUGAGCACCGUAAUAGGAAUGCUUACAAGAGAUGGCUUUGUUAAUAUUGAGCCAUCAUCAGUUGAGGAAGUGACCCAAGAUCCAAGUGGCCUUUCUGAAACUGAUGUGGAGAACAAGACUUUAGAUGGAAAAAUUGUGAGCACUGAAAUUGAGAAUGUCAUAAACACGUUUGGUAAUACAGCAAGCAAGACAGGAACCACAAAUGAUACAGGCGAGAAAGGGAGUGACGUAGCUAUUUCAGCAACAGCUUGGGAUGGCAACCUUUCUGACACUAAUAAGUAUAUUCCAAGUGCUAAUGAAACCAUAAAGGAAGAUGCCGACAGUCCAUUGGCGAGUGAUAAAAUUAUUGCCCCGUUGAAAGAAUCUGUGUCAGAGGUUGAGAAGCUUGUGCGAGCAGUGUUCCCUGAGGAUGAAUACAUAGUGGAAUAUUCUCUAGAGUAUGGUUUUCUGCGACUUUCUCCUGGAACAAGGCAAAGACUAAAUAUACCAGUCAAAAUUGUUACACUAGAUCCAAACAAAGAUUCCUGUUUUGGAGAUGCAUUCAGCCGUUUCAUCUUAGAUGAAUUUUUGGGUUAUGAUGAUUUGCUAAUGGCAAGCAUCAAGACACUGGCUGAGCAGGAAGACAAUAAAGGGUAUCUCAGAUAUUUUAGUAGCAAGAUUGGGUCCAGUCACAACAGUGAAUUACAGAAUGUCAUCACUGGUGAACAUUAUCGAUUUGUUAGCAUGUGGAUGGCUAGGACAUCGUAUCUUGCAGCCUUCUUCAUCAUGUUAGUUUUUACUGUGUCCAUUUCCAUGCUGCUGCGGUACUCCCACCACCAGAUAUUUGUUUUCAUAGUGGACGUGCUGCAGAUGCUGGAGUUCAACGUGACCAUCACGUUCCCCGCCGCGCCGCUCCUCACCGUUAUUCUCGCUCUCGUCGGUAUGGAGGCAAUAAUGUCGGAGUUUUUCAACGACACGACUACGGCCUUCUACAUUAUACUAAUUGUGUGGAUUGCGGAUCAGUAUGAUGCCAUCUGCUGUCACACGUCCAUCACUAAGAGACACUGGCUGAGGUUCUUUUAUCUUUACCACUUCUCGUUCUACGCAUACCACUACCGGUUCAACGGGCAAUACAGCAGGUUGGCUCUCGUCACGUCGUGGCUAUUCAUACAGCAUUCGAUGCUGUACUUCUUCCACCAUUACGAGCUGCCAGUGAUCCUCCAGCAGGCUCAUAUCCAACACCUACUGUUGCGGACUCAGCAGCAACAGCAACAACAGCAGCAGCAACAGCAGCCGCCACCUACGCCACCACCUUCACCGCAGCAAGAGGCUCCGCCCUCACUGCAGCAGGGUUCUCAGGCGUCGCUCCCGCCACCGUCGUCUGCUGCUCCGGAGGCGGAAUCGUCGACAGCUGCCGAAGGUGAGGUGACAGGCGCCGCAGGAGGGAGCACGUCUCCGGCAUCACAGCAGCGAGAGCAGUCCGCGGGUUCCGAACAGCGCGGGUCGCCACGCGUGCAAUCAGUCUCACAGAGUCUACAAGAGGUUGAGGAGGAUCUUACGCAGUCUUUACAGGCGAGUACGUCUUCAUCUGAUGCAACCAGAGAUCAAACCACCAUCUCAGCCAGUGAUCGUGAAGAGUCCACACAGUCGCCGCUUAAUUCCUCAAAGUCAUUGCACCGAGAUGUUGGGGAGGAACAGCAGACGAGUCAGCCUGGUCAAGGAAAUACGGGGCAGUCAGCUGCUCAUGUGUCGUCAACAUCUCCUACCGGAGACGGAUCAGAAAAUGACCAACGACAAGUAGCGCACGGGCAGGAGCAGGAUCAGUGACGACAGAUUCCCAUUUUACCUCUAACAUAGUUCCUGUGCUGAAUACAAGCAGGUGCUCGUCGUGCUGAAUCACUUCUCAAGAAGACGGAACUUUCGCCUAUGGGCAACACGGGAAUUGCGACACUCUUCUCACAAAUGAGCUGCUGUAAAUACUCUGAUGCUAUUUGCUACAGUGACUUACCACGUGAUACGUGGGAGCGUUAAAAGCGGGAUAUUUUGAUAAAAUCUGUGUGUGCGUAAAAUUGUGACGUGACGUGAUGUGAUGCCCAUGUGUGUUAUUAUCUGUGAAGACCAUAUUGUUAUAUGUACAGGUCUGAUGUAAUUUUUUUUUUUUUUUUUUUGUAUUGUAUUGUACAUAUUUGAGGACUACAUUCUCUGGAGACCUGUCUUGUUCGCAUGUAUUGCCCACGAUGAAAUUUUGGAUCUUCAUGCCUGAAGACUGGCCAUGUGAUGGCUAAGUGUUGACAUAUGUAAAAUCAUUUUAUGGUUUUACGUAUGCCUACCCUUUAUUAAUCGCAGCAGACAGUGCAAUUUAGAUGGUCAUAAAUGUUAGCACAUCCAAUCGCGUUUUUGUUAAUAUUUGCUACUGUACUUCUGAAGUAUUUUAACACUGAAAUCUGUGCUCCAUUAUGAUGGAUACUUCGACCUCAGUAGUCGGUGAGAUCGAGACCUCUUAGCACCUAUUCUGUCACUCUGCACUGCGACAGCUGCUUUGUGUUUCUUUUAAAUUGAAAAUGCUCUAUCACUUUUACUGAUCAAAAUGGCACUUCAGUUAAUGGGUCACGUACUUCGAAAAAUUUAUUGUGUUUACAUAUUUUGUGGUUCUUUUCGUAGGAAAUAAGUGACUGAUUAAUGAUAUUUUAGAUCUCCAUUAAUAUGUACGAAUAUCUGUAUUGAUCAGUCUACCUUUGGCAGUUGAUUUAAAAAUACUGUACAUUAAAGAGAAAUUCGUUUCUGCCAUCAGAUGUGCAUGAAACAUUUCGUUUAAGUAUGUUUCUAAAGUAAGGCGCAUGUUGUGAAGUCUUCUUGUUACAAAGUGUUAA